UGACUUUCUGCCUACGCCGAGGAACUGCUGUGCGCAUGCGCACUGCAUCGGGUUCUGCCAGGACGGGGAGGACAUCACGGAAAAAAAUUAAAAAAGCGUAGCGGCGGCACCACAAACCCCACGCGGGGAUCGCGUUUCUUCGCUGCGUCAUAAAAACAGCGCGGCCCACCAACAUGGCUCUGGCGUUAAGGUGCGGGACAACCCUUCUCCGAGGCCUGGACGCGGUGUGAGCCGUUCACCGGGAGGGGAGCGAUAUUUUCUUCGUAUGGGAGCAGCAUGCGGGAAAUGGUCGGAGGCUGCUGCGUGUGUUCGGACGAGCGUGGCUGGGCGGAGAACCCGCUGGUGUACUGCGACGGACACGGCUGCAGCGUCGCCGUUCACCAAGCCUGCUAUGGCAUCGUCCAGGUUCCCACCGGCCCCUGGUUCUGCAGGAAGUGCGAGUCACAGGAAAGAGCCGCACGGGUGAGGUGUGAGCUUUGCCCCCAUAAGGAUGGAGCCCUCAAGAGGACGGACAGUGGAGGAUGGGCCCACGUAGUGUGUGCACUCUACAUCCCAGAGGUGCAGUUCGCCAACGUCCUCACUAUGGAGCCCAUUAUCCUGCAGUACGUCCCGCACGAGAGAUACAUCAAGACCUGCUACAUCUGCGAAGACCACGGCAGAGAGAGCAAGGCGGCCUGCGGGGCCUGCAUGACCUGCAACAGGCAGGGCUGCAGGCAGGCUUUCCACGUCACUUGUGCUCAGAUGGCCGGCUUGUUGUGCGAGGAAGAAGGACCAGAAGCUGACAACGUGAAAUACUGCGGCUACUGCAAACAUCACUACAACAAAAUGCAGAAGAAGCUGCGCUCCGGUGAAAACAAAAGCAGCUCCUUCAGUCACUUUAGGGGGCGCUCCAGCUCCCCGUCACAGGAGAAACAGCAUCACCACCACAAGCAAAGGAAGAGUCACAAGGACAAGAUCCGCCCAAAAGAGCGCCACAACAAGACCGGUGACAACAUGAGCGCCUCCAUGCCAACAAGCAGCAUAGAAAAAAUCUCCUCCAGCCACCACGGCAGCAAAGACAGCAGCGAGGGAAAGCCCAAAAAGCUCAGCUCGCACAUUCACGUCCAUCGCAGCAAAAAGACGGGAAGCAACGGGAAGAGCUCCUCCUCCUCCUGCUCCUCCAGUCCCUUCAACCCAGAAGGCUCCCUGUCUGCGGCUCCAGACUUCCACCAGUUCUCCUCUUCCUCCUCCUCCUCUCGCCUGGAGCGGGAGCACGACCGUGGAGCCGAUGAGCACAACGGAGAAGAGCGCAAGACUCGACACAGGAGGCCUGCAGUGCAGGAAGAGGAGGAAGAAGAUGACAAGGAUGAAAAAGAGGAGGAGGAGGAAGAUGAGGAGGACUGUAAAUAUCACAAACCGCCGGCGCUCACCCCCGCCGAUGGCCCUCUGGGGGGGUCAGAAGGUCGCUCCAGCCCGUUUGAGAACAAGGUCACCAUCUCCACCUUUGGCUCCAUCAUGCGCAUCACCUCCUCAUCAGCUCUGGGCAGCAACAGCAAGAUCCGCAAGAUCUCCUCCUCCGGAGACCACAAACCUCCCAAAUCCAUCUGCAAGCCGUCCCCAAUGAGCGCCCCGCCCAUCUUGGAGGAGGCCGACAAGAAGGAGAAGGCCACGCCGCCGCUGCCGCUGCCGCCCCCGCCGCCGCUGCCGCUGCCCCACGAGAGGAGGCACCGCGGCAGCAAAAAGAGUCGGCACGGGCCGGGACGCCCGCGGGGGAGCAAGAACCGGGAGAGAAGGGAGGAGGAGCACCACCACCUCCGGGCUGCUGCACCACCUCCUCCCGCCUUGACCUCCUCUCUUUAUCCCACCCCGUCCAUUCCAGCGUGCCCCGCCACCUCUUCCUCUCUCUCCUCCUCCUCCUCAGCGGGGAGUUUCUCUGCAGGCCGAGGCGGUUCUCUGCUCGGCUCGGGUAUCUACACCGGUCUCAAAGACCCACUGUCUGUGGUCGGGGGAGUCUGCACCACCUCCUUGUCCAUGGGAGGGGGGAUGUGUAGCACCCCUCUGUCCUCGGGGCUCGUCUCCUCCCACGUCUCCUCGCUGCCUCACCCGUCAGUCAGCGCCGCCUCAAACGCACAGGUCCAUCCAGGCUCCAGCGCCUCCUACAGUCGGAGCUCCACACAACCGUUUUUCAGCUGUCUGUCCACGGCGCCGCCUCUGCUGAGCCAAGCGCAGACGUCGCUGCCAGAGUCCGACCUCGAUGACUGCCGUUUCCCGUGUCAGGGGACCUCGCCGAGAGAGAGUCUUUCCUCGCAGUCUCCCAUGAGCUGUCUUCCUCUUCUGUUCGACCACAGAGACGGGCUGGGCGCCGGAGCCCGAGCCCGUCCAGAAAACGUCCCCCCUGCCAGCUCGCACAUCGAGCUUCUGUUGGAAAAACACGGCAAUGCAGAGAUGGGCGUCAACAUUGUGGAGAUGCUGCAGUCGCUGCAUUCCCUGCAGCAGGAGAACCAGCGGCUCCAGGACCAGAUUCUCAGCCUGACUGCCAAGAAGGACCGGCUUCAGGUGCUCAACACCGAGCUGGCCGUGCCUUUCCCUCCUCACGCUCACUCCUCGCAGACUUCCUUCCACUCAUCUGCGCAUAUCAGCUUCCUGUCAUCAAAUCAAGAUCCCCUGAGCUCCAGUAAGAGUCCGCUGUCCAAGAGUUGCUUCCUGAACGACUCGUCCUUUGUGACGUCUUCAGAGGAGCUCCACUCGGGAAGCCCGUCCCGCAGCAGCUCCUCGCUCUCCUUUCAGAGUACUCCUCCUCCUCAGCAGAGCCCCGCCUCCUUCGGUCAGCCCCUCCUGAAUGGGUUGGGUCGAGGCUUGAGUGACAGCUUGGGGGGCCAGAUGGGUGGCUCCUCUCUGCCCACCAUGGGGGGGCUCAUGACGCCCCUGGCAGGAAGCCCUCAGCUGAACGGCAUGCUGGGAAGCCUCAACGGCGUGAUUCAGGCCCCGGCGCAGAACUUGUCACAGUCGACGCUUCCCGCUCUGCGGCCCCAGCCCCCCCCACUCCACCCACAGGCGUUGGCUCAGAGCUUCCAGCUGCCCAAGAGCGCCAGCCCGUCGGCUCUGCUGUCGGAGCAGCAGAAGCAGCUUCUCCUGGAGCAGCAGCAGCUGCAGCAGUUCCUCGCCGCGCAGAACUUCACGCCGGAGCAGCAGCUGGUGGUGUGUCAGAUGCUGCAGCAGCAGAGGCAGCGGGAGCUGCAGCGCCUCACGCUGACUGGGGCGCUCGGCUCCACCCCCAGCUCCCCCAUGCUGGCUCCGUCGCCUGGCCUGCUGUCGUCAGCCUCGCCGCUGCAGGGCGGACAGGGUGGCGGCCUGUUCCUGCAGGAGAACGCGCUCCACAAACCGCCGGCCUCAGAAAAGGGCGGAGACAAAAACGGGUGAUGCUCCCCGCUUGGAUGAAGACGUGGCCGCCUCCUGCCAGACUGACAGACUUUCCCUCAUCUUUGUCUGACAAACGUCUAUGAAUGUAAAGCAGGUGGAGUUUCUCGUGUUUGGAAAUUCUUGAUAUCAGAGGUGUUUGUUUGUUUGUUUAUUUGUUUGUGUAGGCAGCUUUCAGAGAGAGCAUGAGUACAGUGGUCUCUCCUUAAAUUGCACUAAUUUGUUUGCUCGACCAACCAGGCAGCCUGUGAGGGCAGCUUUGUGGACUUUUAUUUUGAAAUAUUGACUGAUCAUGGACUUCUCGAGCACUGACCCCGCCCACCCCGUUUGACCUGUUGUGACCUGAUGCAGCCAUGCAAAAGGGAAAGGUUUCUGAGUAAUUUAUCGAAGCGCAAUGAUAAAAAAAAAAAAAGUUAUAUUUCUGUUUUUAAAGCAGGACUGUUUAGAUGAGCUUUCAGUUGGGGUUUGGUCCAAUUGCUUUUCAAUCGUAACAAAACAUAUUAUCAUUAAAGGGCCAAUACCAUGCUAUUCUUGAUAUCCAUGUAUAUGAUAAUAUACUACAUCUGGCACACAAAAGAACCAUUUUGUGUUAAAUAUUAGUUAUUUUCCUGAGUUCUUUUCCAACCUGAAAGUAAGACGCCUCGAUGUCUGAGGCUCCGCCUUUGUCUCUGUGUGGUUGCCAUGACGUCAUCAAGAUGGAUGUGCAUAGAAAAACAUUUUUAAUCAAUAACUGCUAGAUCGUGGAGAAAGUGGGUGUGUGUGUUUGCCUGGGGGCGGAGCUGGCAGCACAGACUCUUCCUGGAAGGGCCGGUGCCUCAUCGGUCUACGUCACAAUGUGAGAACCCGCUCGUUUUAAUGGAUUGGAAGCUCAGCGGCCCAGGUUUUUAGUGGAUUAAUCAGAAAUGAGUGACAGGAUCAAAAUACCGCUUUGGGGUUGUUUAUAGUAAGGAAUUAACCUUAUAAUACACUUAAAAGCUCAAAAAAAUGGAUUUUGCAUGGUAUAGGCCCUUUAAGAAACAUUUUUUAGUUAGGAUUUAAGGAUUUUAAUUUUUUCUGAAUCUUUUGUUACAUUUCAACAUUAAACCACAGCUUGGGCUAGCUUCAAAUGGCACUACAAACAUUUACACUUUUUGCUAUAGAUCCUCACACCCCUCCACAAAUGUAAGGUAAGAAAAGAUGUGUUCUAGAAGAAACACUUUUCCUCUAGGGGGCGCCACUGCACAGAUUCAUGCAUCUGUCAUCAGACAAACCUGUAGUCGUCAUUGAACCGAUACUUUCCAGUAUAACUUGAACUAUUUUCCCUUUGUGUGUGUCAAUAAAAGACACUUUAAACGUAAAGUCUCUUUCAGGCUGCAUGCAGAAAUAAGUUAUUUAAUUGAGUCAUAUGCACAUUUUAGACAUAUAACAGCAACUAUAAGCAGCGGUUGCAAAUAGGCCUGCACGAUAUUAGAAAAAUCUGCGAUAUGCGAUAUCAGUGUUUGAAACUGCGAUGAUGGUAUGACUUGCGAUAAAUGGAAAAAUAGAAAAGCAAAAAUACCAAUACAUUUUGGUUUCAGUGCGAGUUUUAUUCAAAUAAUUCAACACAACUUAAAUUAACGUGCAAGUUUUAUUCAAAAAGAAGAAAAUAUAUUUACCAUAGAACUUGCCAAAACUAUGAUGAAUGAUUACAAAAAAUUUAUAUAGAUGCCCAGGAAUAAAAUAGGUUGGUGUCUCCUACAUUUCCAUUUUACUGCAAGUGUUAUUAAAUAAGUCAACAUAACUUAAAAUCAAAGUCUUUUUCAAAAAGGAGAAAAAGUUAAGACCUAUAGCUGUGGCCAAAACAUAAAUGAACAAU
This is a messenger RNA of Oryzias latipes (Japanese medaka), 5230 nucleotides long. RefSeq names its product protein AF-17. Gene Ontology annotation, cellular component: nucleus. Gene Ontology annotation, molecular function: nucleosome binding; histone binding. NCBI's taxonomy places the organism in Eukaryota, Metazoa, Chordata, Actinopteri, Beloniformes, Adrianichthyidae. The record is from RefSeq and is a predicted model, not a curated record. Gene Ontology annotation, biological process: regulation of transcription by RNA polymerase II.